AUGAGGCGGUUCCUUUUGUUUCUUCUAGUGAUCCUUACAAGCGCAUGGGCGGAACCGUUUUAUUUGAGAGGUAGUAACUCAGGAGUGGCUGAGACGGACCAGGGAGUCAGCAUCCGAUCCUUGGGAACUGAACAUGAGUCACGACGAGUUUCUCUAAUUGACGACAUUGAUGAUACCGACCCUGACGCUCCGGAUAUAUGGGAUAUCCUUAUUUGGGCUGGCGCUUGGAUCGGUCGUGUGGCGAGAACUAUAAUGGUCACGGCAGUCAAACUUGUCUACGCUCUUUAUACGGGAAUUGUCUACGGAUGGGAGAGUAGCAAGGAUGAAGUGCAAGACUAA
Molecule: messenger RNA, 339 nt
Organism: Gregarina niphandrodes
Lineage: Eukaryota; Apicomplexa; Conoidasida; Eugregarinorida; Gregarinidae
Exons: 2
Coding region: 1-339 (112 amino acids)
Source: RefSeq, a predicted model, not a curated record